Molecule: messenger RNA, 225 nt
Organism: Coniophora puteana RWD-64-598 SS2
Lineage: Eukaryota; Fungi; Basidiomycota; Agaricomycetes; Boletales; Coniophoraceae
Exons: 2
Coding region: 1-225 (74 amino acids)
Source: RefSeq, a predicted model, not a curated record
AUGUCCAUCGAACGGAAGGAAGCUACCCUUCCCCAAGGGUCAUCACCUGCACAAGUCCACCGGAGGGCAGCGCGACCGGUCGAUAGUGCCGCCUCAGCCCGCCUGUCUGCAGCCGUUGCUGGACCUAAGGGCGCCGAGCUGCAGAGCGUGCCACGGCCCAAAUCCGAUCGACGUCAACCUGUACCCAUGCCGCACGCCUUCGGUGACCCCGGGCUUGGCCACUGA